AUGGCCAAUGAGAUACCAUUCGAAAAACGAUAUCAAAGAAUUCUUUCAAAAAAAUCAACAUAUUCUCCUCCAAUACGUAGUACAUCAUUAACAACAUUUAAACAACAUCGAUAUCAAGAUAAUCUAGUUUUGUCAGAUUAUCAAUGGAUCUUACAAUCGGAUGAAAUAAGACUUACUCAACAAAAAAUUCAUGAAGAAAAACAAAGAGCAGUUAUAAAUGCAUUAUCAUCAUAUCAAACUUCGAUUCAAACAUCAAUUGAUUAUGAAAUUGAUUUUCUUCCUGGUGAACCAGUAUUAGUAGGUAUGAACACACCAUAUUUUGAUAUAACAAAUGACAAAGCAAAUAUAAAUGAAUUAAGUAUUCAAUUAGCUCGAUUAACUAGUAAAAUGCUUCAUAAAAUUCAAACAUUAUGUCAAGAAACGCAAUUACCAUUUAAUAAACAAUUUCGUAUUGAAUUACGUCCAGCUUCAUUCUAUAAUUCUGAUCAUCAUUUAAACAAUCUUUGGGAAUUACGUCUCAAUUUAGAUCCUGUUGUUUGGUUUGAUUAUUAUUGGCAAAAAAAUGAACAAGAACAACGAAUAGAUUUUCUUAAUAAAGCUCGUACAUAUGUUGAUAAAUAUCGUCAUUUUGUUAAAUAUGAACAUUUAUCAGAACCAAAAUUUGAACCACUUGUAUCUGAACGACAUUGUCGUUAUCAAACAACAUGUGAGAAAGAAGGUGGUAAAUAUGCGCAUGCUCUUCAUUCAACAUUGAUUUGUUUAGAAAAUGGUUCAAUGUUACGUGAUGAUGGUUUACAAAAAUGUGGACAAUUUUUUGUUAAUAGUACUAUUGCUAUGCAAUGGCCAGUCAAAUCAAUGCUAAAUUCACAUAUUUCUAUAUUAACAAAUGACAAUAAUAUUGAUUAUGGUCUUAACUUUCAUUGGCAAACAUCUAGUUUUAUUUUUACUAGUAAACGUGAAACAGUACGUGAUCUUGUUAUGUAUGCAACACCACCUUGGCAUAUAACUAAUCGUAAAAUGGCUUGUUUACCAUUAUUUUGGUUAACAGUUAUUUAUACAUGUCGUUUUCUUUAUUCUGAACUUUAUUUACAAACAAAUCGUAAUAAUAUUCAAUGGCCAGUUAAUACUAUUGCACUUAAUUUCGGUAAAUGGGAAACAGGUGGUUCUUAUAGUACGCAUGCAAUUGAUUGUCAUGCUCAUGCACAUUUAUUAUUAACACGAGAAUUUAUUGAUGAAUGUAAUGAAACAUUUUUUCGACAAUUACAAGGUCGACAAAAUGCAUCACCUGAUUAUUUACAUCAGAAUGCUGAAAUACUUGAACGUGAACGAUUACUUAGUUACGAACUUCGAAAUUAUCAACAAACAAUAAAGGAAUUAAAAAUACAAAUUGAUGAAAUUCAAACUAAUAUGAAGACAAUGAUGAAUAUACUUGGAAAUAUAUUAACAAAAAAGUGA
This is a messenger RNA of Rotaria sordida, 1455 nucleotides long. Lineage: Eukaryota; Metazoa; Rotifera; Eurotatoria; Philodinida; Philodinidae. The record is from the annotation of a GenBank genome assembly.